GUCUUUCUUUCUGAAUGGAAGGAAAACAAAGUAUCCCUUUCCCAGCUCGCCAACUCAGAGCUGAAGGAAGAUUUUCUUCAUGGACUGAAGAUGCUGAAGUCUCUCCAGAGCAAGUAUGUUGUCAGACUGCUUGGCUAUUGCGAGAAGCAGUUCACAGUCCUUACCCAAUAUCACCCGUUAGGCUCCCUGAAGAGCCUGAAUGAAAUGCUGGACCUUCCCAGAUAUAAAGGCUUGAAUACUUGGCAUCGCAGAUUCAUGCUCGCAAUAGACUAUGUGAGCAUCAUCCAUUAUUUGCACAACAGUCCUUUGGGCACCUUAGUAAUGUGUGAUUCCAAUGACUUGGACAAGCUGUUAUCGCAGUAUCUGCUGACAAGUGACUUUCAUGUUCUGGUGAAUGACUUGGAUGCCUUGCCUCUCGUGAACAAGAGCGCUGGCAGGCUGGUGAAGUGUGGCCAUCGGGAGCUCCAAGGCGAGUUUGUAGCUCCUGAACAGCUUUGGCCCUAUGGGGAGGAGGUGCCAUUUGAAGAUGACCUCAUGCCUCCAUAUGACGAGAAGACGGACAUAUGGAAAAUCCCUGAUGUCACCAAUUUUUUCUUGGGCCACGUUGAAGGGAGUGAUAUUGUCAGGUUCCAUUUGUUCGACAUCCAUGCUGCAUGUAAGAAGAAGAACCCAGCUGAAAGGCCUUCCGCCCAGAUGGUCAUGGACACAUACAGGAAAAUGUUAACGUUGCUGCUCAGAGAGGCUGCCAUGCCUGGUACCAGGGAAAUGUUAUAAAUAACUGUGAGAAGACAUACAGGUACUCUGGUUGAUGUCCUGUUAUUUAUUUAGCACCCACAGGGUGCUAGGUCCUUUACAAACUGGUAGCAGGACAAGGUCCCUACCCAAAGAACAAAGGAGACAAAAUUGACACUAGUGAUGGUUUGAAAAAAGGUAAAUCUGUUUCAUGAAAAAAAUUGAAAUGUUUUGACCCAAACCCCCCAAUUUUGAAGGGUUUUAGGGGUUUUUUUGGAUCUCCCC
Messenger RNA from Terrapene triunguis (Three-toed box turtle), 1017 nucleotides. It is a transcript of the gene POMK, whose product is annotated as protein O-mannose kinase. The annotation marks the transcript as partial. Gene Ontology annotation, cellular component: endoplasmic reticulum membrane. The record is from RefSeq and is a predicted model, not a curated record. Gene Ontology annotation, molecular function: ATP binding; protein kinase activity; carbohydrate kinase activity. The transcript has a single exon. Gene Ontology annotation, biological process: protein phosphorylation; protein O-linked glycosylation; carbohydrate phosphorylation. NCBI's taxonomy places the organism in Eukaryota, Metazoa, Chordata, Testudines, Emydidae.